Molecule: messenger RNA, 2273 nt
Organism: Populus euphratica (Euphrates poplar)
Lineage: Eukaryota; Viridiplantae; Streptophyta; Magnoliopsida; Malpighiales; Salicaceae
Exons: 7
Coding region: 1-2046 (681 amino acids)
Molecular function (GO): glycosyltransferase activity
Source: RefSeq, a predicted model, not a curated record
AUGAAGGCUCAGUUUUGGACCUUUGAUGAAAGCAGUUAUGAAGGUAAUCCUCUUUUAUGUGGACCUCUGUUACAGAAAAAAUGCGGUGAAGAAGAAUCACCAUCACAGCCAAUGCCUAAUGAUGAACGAGAAGAUGAUGGAUUCAUAGACAUGUAUGUUUUCCGUGUGACCUUUGGGGUAUGUUGCAUAAUUGUGGUGUUGACAAUUGCAGCAGUUCUUUACAUAAACCCACCUUGGCGACGCAGGUGGUUUCACUUCAUUGAAGAUUGCAUUGACACUUGCUACUAUUUUCUGGUGAUUAAUUUUCUUUUCGAAAUUCCAGUAGAUAUCAGUGAUUCAGUCUACUCAAUUAAGGUCACAGAGGAGCCAUGUUCAGAAUUCAGCUCUAGUAGUCUUGAUAAGAGAAAAGCCAAGGAGAAAUGGGUUGUCAUCUGCUCCUUCAUUACUCUCUUCCCAGAAGUAGUUGGUGCUAAUAAACUCAAGGAUUUCAAACCAAUUAGCCGGAUUGGAUGCCUGUACAAGAUCAUCUCUAAUUUGCAAGCUAAUAGGUUAAAGGCUGCCAUGCCUGAAAUUAUUGGCGAGGUUGGCGAGGUCCAACAUGCUUUUAUCAAUGGGAGACAAAUUUUAGACAGUGUUCUUAUAGCCAUUGAAAUUAUCUGUCAUUUAAAGAAAUCAAAGUCAAAGGGUUAUAUUCUCAAACUCGACUUCCACAAUGCCUUUGAUUCAGUUAUCUGGGAAUAUAUUGAUGAAGUCAUGGAAUGUACGGGCUUUGGGGUAAGCCGGAGAGGAUGGAUCAAGCAGUGUAUUCAAGUAGUGUAUUUAUACAGCCAGCGUAUCUGUUCUAGUAAAUGGCUCUCUCCUAUAGAGGAAUUCUCCAUGGAAAAAGGACUUCGUCAAGGAGACUCCUUAUCUCCUUUUCUCUUUAACAUGGUUGCUGAGGACCUCAGUAGAAUGCUAAAAAUUGGUUGUGAUUUGAGAUUAAUAGACGGCAUUGCUCUUGGGCAGACCAGAGCCAUUUUGCACAUCACAUUUUUUGACUCCAUAGCUCCUGAUAUUACUGCUACUCUUGCUAACAACACCAACUCCCUUGUCAAGCAAGCUAGCAUUUCAAGUUGUGCAUAUGUUACGUUUUUGGCUGGUGAUGGAGACUACUGGAAAGGUGUUGUAGGGUUAGCCAAGGGAUUGAGGAAGGCAAAGAGCAACUACCCUUUGGUGGUAGCUAUCUUGCCUGACGUUCCUGAGGAGCACCGGAAGAUACUUGCCUCUCAAGGGUGCCUAGUAAGGGAGAUUGAGCCUGUUAACCCACCGGAGAACCAGACCCAGUUUGCUAUGGCUUAUUAUGUCAUCAACUACUCCAAGCUUCGUAUAUGGGAGUUUGUGGAGUAUAGCAAGAUGAUAUAUUUGGAUGGUGACAUCCAAGUGUUUGAUAACAUAGACCACCUCUUUGACAUGCCUGAUGGCUACUUCUAUGCUGCGAUGGACUGCUUCUGUGAGAAAACAUGGUGCAAUAGCCCCCAGUACAAGGUUGGUUACUGCCAACAGUGUCCCGAUAAGGUCCAUUGGCCUGCGGAGAUGGGUCCUAAGCCUCCUCUCUACUUCAACGCUGGCAUGUUUGUUUAUGAGCCCAACUUGUCUACAUAUCAUGACCUCCUGGAGACCCUCAAAGUCACCCCUCCUACCCUCUUUGCUGAGCAGGAUUUCUUGAACAUGUUUUUCAGGGAUGUUUACAAGCCAAUUCCUUCAGAUUACAACCUUGUGUUGGCCUUGUUAUGGCGCCAUCCUGAGAACAUCAACCUUGACAAAGUCAAAGUUGUUCACUAUUGUGCUGCUGGGUCCAAGCCAUGGAGGUACACAGGAAAAGAAGAUAACAUGGACAGAGAAGACAUCAAGAUGCUGGUUAACAAAUGGUGGGACAUUUACCACGACGAGUCCUUGGACUGCAAGAAUACUGUGGUGGCUGCUGCUGGAGCUGAAGUGCAACCAUUCUUGGCGGCGCUAUCAGAAGCUGGUAUUGCUCACUACAUUACCGCCCCAUCUGCCGCUUAAAGCUGGUGGAUUGUGGAGCUAGUAGCCUUCUAAAUUAGUCAAAUUGUAGAGGAAAAACAGUCUUUUUUAGCUCUUUUUUUUUUUUUUUUCUUGUGACAGUUUGCUGGUUGUUAAUAUCCCCAAUAUUCAUGAAGUGGGAUAGUGUUCUUUUGAGUUUAAUUUCUUCCAAGUCUGGGAGGACCUUUUAUCCCUCAUUUUGUAAAUAAAACUAUUAUUCUCUGUGUAUA